Brienomyrus brachyistius is the source of this 2722-nucleotide messenger RNA. RefSeq names its product siah E3 ubiquitin protein ligase 1 (gene siah1). The record is from RefSeq and is a predicted model, not a curated record. Gene Ontology annotation, cellular component: cytoplasm. The transcript has 3 exons. Lineage: Eukaryota; Metazoa; Chordata; Actinopteri; Osteoglossiformes; Mormyridae. Gene Ontology annotation, molecular function: ubiquitin conjugating enzyme binding; ubiquitin protein ligase activity; zinc ion binding. The coding region runs from base 675 to 1688 and encodes 337 amino acids. Gene Ontology annotation, biological process: proteasome-mediated ubiquitin-dependent protein catabolic process; multicellular organism development.
UCCGUCAUACAGGGAGGACAGCGUUCCUUGGAGAGGGAGCGCCCUCAUAGCUACAGUAUAGAGGAGCUGAGCCUACGCUCUAGAGACGACUGUCUCUCCUGGGUUCUGCUGAGCGGAUCAUCUGGGGCUCUUGCACCGCGGUCUCUGGCUUGCCACAGAGUAGGUUUGUUCUCCAGAAGGAUACAGAAGGCCAUUAUGGAAAUAUGUUUUUAGCACCAUGGGCAAGGAUUCAUCCGGCUCGCAACAAAUACUUCUCACCUAACAACCCUUUUGCUGUUACUUCUAUUACGUCGCCGCAGCUGCCUGCCAGACUCGUGGAAUUGGAUACCUGCGUAAUGUUCCUGGAUUAGAGGCUUGUUUCAGUUGCUUUGCCCCCGUCAGCUCCUCUGACUUUUUUUUUUUUUAAAGCGGACUCUAGCUCUGGAACCUUUGUUGCUGACUGAAGGAAGGUGUGUUUGUGAGAAGGAGAGCUAUUGCGUACUGUCUGAGGAAGUUCUGCCCGGAGCUCGCUUUGCCUGGCCUUGUACUUCCCACCACAGCCCCCCAGGGGCAACUACUGCUGGAGCCCCUCACUGCUCCCCCGCCGCAGGGAGGGAAAAAGGCAAGGAGGGGCCUCCGGUUAUGGGGUAUUUUGUUUCCAUGGAAAAUCCCUGUGAAGAGUGUCUCUGCUCCUCAUGACGGGCAAAACAAAUCUGCAGCCUGUGUAUACAUGGAAGGGGGUGUGUAAGCUCUUCACCUGCAUAGCAGCCCGGACAGCCAGCAAGCCUAAAGACAUCCCCACAUUUCAAGAGCGGAAGACGACCACGAAAACCUUAAUUGGAAAUCAUAUGGACGAAGAAAUGAGUCGCCAGACGGCUGCAGCGCUGCCUACAGGAACCUCCAAAUGUGCCCCCUCCCAGCGUGUGCCAGCGCUGUCAGGCACCACAGCAUCCAACAGUGAUCUCGCCAGCCUGUUUGAGUGCCCUGUCUGCUUUGACUAUGUGCUGCCACCCAUUCUCCAGUGCCAGAGCGGCCACCUGGUCUGCAGCAACUGCAGGCCCAAGCUCACCUGCUGCCCCACCUGUCGUGGGCCUCUAGGCUCCAUCCGUAACCUGGCCAUGGAGAAGGUGGCAAACUCAGUGCUGUUUCCCUGCAAGUACGCAUCAUCAGGCUGCGAGGUUACACUGCCCCACACAGAAAAGGCUGAGCACGAGGAGCUGUGUGAGUUCCGGCCCUAUUCCUGCCCUUGCCCUGGAGCAUCCUGCAAGUGGCAAGGCUCGCUGGAUGCAGUGAUGCCUCACCUGAUGCAUCAGCAUAAGUCCAUCACCACUCUGCAGGGUGAGGACAUUGUCUUCCUGGCCACGGACAUCAACCUGCCGGGCGCCGUGGACUGGGUCAUGAUGCAGUCCUGCUUCGGCUUCCACUUCAUGCUGGUGCUGGAGAAGCAGGAGAAGUAUGACGGCCACCAGCAGUUCUUUGCCAUCGUGCAGCUCAUUGGAACGCGCAAACAGGCCGAGAACUUUGCCUACCGGCUGGAGCUCAACGGGCACCGGCGGCGGCUCACCUGGGAGGCCACACCCCGCUCCAUCCACGAAGGCAUCGCCACCGCCAUCAUGAACAGUGACUGUCUGGUGUUCGACACCUCCAUAGCACAGCUGUUUGCUGAGAACGGCAACCUGGGCAUCAAUGUCACCAUCUCUAUGUGCUGAUUGUUAUCCACUACAGAUACAGAUACUCACACAGUACAGGACGCUGUUAAAGGAAAUGGGGGGGGGAAAAGGCCACCAAAAGCAGCUCAAACCCAGGGAAUUCUCUGGUUGGUAAUACCAAGAAUAUGGUUGGGUUAUUUAAUAAGUUUUGCUAACCAAACGUUCUCUAAAGUUGUUUUAAAAUGACACUUUUGCAAAAAAAAAAAAAAAAAAAUUUCAAGCUCAGAUUUAGACUUAUGCAAAAAUUAUUAUAUUAAAUUCCAGUCCCCAACCCAGGGAAGAAUCGUGUUUACCUGGAGUCAGUCAGUCACCAACACAACGUUUGCCUGCAUGUUUGGGAUUGUAUUCAGGGACGGUAGGGAAGGUUUAUUUUGAAUACGAGUUUAAACUUGUGGGGCGUGACAGAAAUGUGUUGGCAUACAUGUAAGUUCAAAGGUCAAGUACGUUGGGUUUGUUCUUCCCAUAGAUGAAAUCUGAAAAUGACCCUGCUUUUCAUAUUGCGUGCCUGCAUCCCAGUCUACUCCUAUUUUGUCCACUUCAGAUUCAUGAGGUUUUGAAGUGUGGGUGACUGGCUGAAAUCAUCAUUAAUCUGGCACUCCUGAAUAAGUGCAAAAGUGUUUGCCCAUACCACUGAACAUGCAGGGGACGAUUUGUAGAAUUGCAUAGAUGAUAUUGUUGUCAUUUUUGUAAUGAAUUUUAAAAAGGAACGAAACAGCUGUGGUUCAUCUUCAGUGUUUUCUGGACUGUACGUGUGUGUUGUUCGGUUUUGUCUUUGUUACAGGAACACAAAGUGCAGAAGCGGGUUUCGGACAUGCAGAACUGCUCCUCCUCGCAGCCGCCCUCUACAUGUUUGACUAACUCAUCCUUUUUUGUGUCGCCAUCGUUUUGUCUUCAGAUGAUGAUCUUCAGGUUUCCUGAAGUUUUUUUUGGCACUCUCCUCCCUCUGUGGUAGGUCGGUUCCAUGGAACACUAAAGAAAUUGUCUUCGUUAUUUUGUUAAAAACUGGAAAAUGGUUAUUAAAAUGAUCAAAUUUA